AUGUCCAACACUGCGUCCGUUUUCAUUUCGCAGGAUCAAAAUUUAUUAAACGGUGGGGCUGCUUACGGCGCCGAUCGGUACGCGGCCACUGCGGCUGCUGUAGCUGCUGGAGCAGGGUCAAUGCUCCAUGGCAUUCCACCGAAACAUGCUCAACUCACCGGCGUCCAGCAACAAGAAUGGCAACAACCACGCUCGCCAAUUCCGCCGACAGCACAUGCAUCAGAUGCACAACAAAUCCCUCAUCAAGCUCAACAUCACUAUCCAAGUGGUUUACCUCCACAAUUCCUUCAAGGCCGACCACCUGGAUUUCCAUGUUAUCCACAUAACUAUCCUGGUGUACCUGCUGGGCAACCAGGUUAUCCUGGCAGUACUGCGCCAUCGGUUGGCUACGGCGUGCAUAUGAUGAGACCCCAACAACAAGAACUUGUACGAAUGCCCCAAGGACCAACGCCUGCAGAAUGGGCUGCUCAGCAACAGCGCGUUCAUAAGGAGGGCAAUCCUCCGACUCCAGCUAGUGUUCCGGCACCCAGUCCUGCUGCUUCUUCAAUAGCGGACGAGUCGGUAGACGACAAGUCACGCUUAGAGUCACCUUCAUGGGCUAAUCAGGGUCAACGUACUCCGCAUCCGAGUGGUCCACCUCCUCCAUCUGGAAUGAUUAUGCAUCCUGGUAUGAUACCUCCACAAGGAAUGAUGCCACCUGUCAUGCAAUCAGGUGGACCUCCUGGUCCUCGAAAAGAGAGCAUUGUUGACAAACUUGUCGGACCACCCACAGCAGCAAACCCGCCGCGCGUAAUGCCGGAACGGCGCAUGUUUUUUGAACGUCUUGUGCAGUUCUGUGAACAGCAUGGAGAACCAAUUACUAUGAUACCGCAGGUUAGCAAUGUACGACUAAGAACAAUGGUGAUGAAACUGCCUAGGGAAGUCUUUGCAAGGAGUAGAUAUUCCCAUUUUCACGACACGAAAUGUGGUUUGGCUACAUUGCAGGUUUCGAAGCAAAAUGUUGACUUGCAUCGUUUAUAUAUUGGUGUUCGAAAUCGAGGAGGAUUUGAGCAGGUUACUAAGGACAAAGCGUGGAAAGCGAUUUGCAGUGAAGCCAAUCCUGAGAUCUCACAGUCUUCCGCUGCGGGAUACCAACUUCGAAAGCAUUACGAGAAGCAUUUGUUGUUGCUCGAAUGUGUCGAGACAGGUCGUCGACCAGAAGAUGCAGUAGCCUUUGCGGAUGGACUUAAGAGACAACGAAGGAAGGAACCUGCCACAAGUGCUGUUGGAACUCCAAGCAGUGCAUUGACCCCGUUCCCAGGUGACUGGCAGACACGCAGUGAGGUUUUUGCCCACCGACUGUUGGUGAUUGGCUGGAUCAACAUUUCAUUUCCGAAGAGAGCUGACGCUUUCGGCGGCGGCGGUAGCUAUCCGACCGCCUCCUGCUUACUGCCGUCGACUAGUUUCGAUCCAUCUACUCAGCCACAAGCAUCAGCAACAACAAUGGGUGCUCGCACAGCUAUGGCCACAGCGACGUGGUAUCCUCAACGUCCUCAGCAUGGAAGCGGUUAUCUAUCGGUUCCGGUGCCACGAGUGCGACCCAUAACAAACGGUUCCUGUCCGUCAGCUGUGUCGUCGUCGCAGGAGCACCUCUAUGCUCAGCCAUCAUCUGCGUGCUACCGUAGAGCGCAAGAGAGUCUUAUGAAAACGUCACUGAACCCAUCACAUUACGCCCAUUAUGCCUUAAACUACUAUCACCAAAAUAAGUUAAUCCAAGAGCGCGAACACGAAACUUCAUACUAUCGUAGUCGUCACAUGAUGUCAUUUCUGCAACCAUCCGACUGGCGAAUCACAUACGCGUCGGCACAUGCUCAACCUCAACCUAAUCAAGACCCGUCAUUAUAUUAUCAACAGCAGCAGCAACAGCAAGCAGCGCAUGGCUUCCCACCUGGUGCUGCUCCACCAGUACCUCCUGGCGCACCCGUUGGCUAUCCGCCUGGAGCGUAUCCUCCUCGACCGCCUCCUGGAGUUACUCCUAUGCGUGCACCACAUCCGCAACCGCACAUGGUGAGUGCACCGCAGCCGGAUCUUUCGCAAAUGGAUGAGCAACAACGGCACCAUUACUUCAUGCAGCAGCAAUAUCACCAUCAACAAAUGGUGCAUCAGCAACAACAACAGCAUCAACAUCAUCAACAGCAACAACAACAACAACAACAACAACAACAACAGCAACAGCAACACCAUCAACAGCAGCAACAACAGCACCACCAACUGCAGCAACAACAACAGCAUCACCACCAACAGCAAGUACUUUUGCAGCAGUCACAGCAGCAACAACAACAGCAACCACAGCAGCAGUCACAACAGCAGUCACAGCAACAACAACAGAAUCUGCACAUGCCUGGUCAAGUUGUUCAGCCAACAACUCCAGUACGUCCGGGUUCUGACCAGUCAGCUACACCUGUAACUGUACAGAUGGAUACACCGAGUCAGUCCGGUAGUCGUGCUCCCAGCACCGGCCCUGUUCCUAGUGUUACAUCACCAGAUAGCAGCUCUCGUAUGAGUGCAGGAGCAGAAACUAGCAGCGACAUGCAGCGACCUGGAUCGGCUGCAGUUGUAACUACUGCUCCCACUCCGACAACAGCACCUCACCCAAUUCCUCAACCUUCCACGAGCAUGGCUGUUGUUGGGCCUCCAGGGCAGCCAUCUGGUUCCUCUCAACCGCCAGGGACGCCGUUCUAUGGCCAGCCUGCACCGAUGUAUCCAAAUGGUCCGGGUCGGGUGCCAGCUGGAUACCCUGGAAGCUAUCCUUACCACCCUCCUCACGCCAGUAUGCCGCCUGGUCAUCCAGUGACACCAUCUCAGCAACCACCACCUCAGUUUGCCCCCGGGGCACAUCCGGCUGCUCAUCCUGCACAUCCUCAACAUCAGCAAUACAUACAACAGCAACAGAUGUGGAGAAGUGCUUAUCCUGCACCAGGACCUGGACAGCUGGCUCCACAAGCGCCCAGGUAUGCAUAUCCUUCACGACUAUCCGCACCGCAAGGGACUUCGAGCCAACAAAGUGCACCAUCACCAGGAGCCAACAAAAUGAGGGCAAGUUUUCGUUACUCAUGGUUAAAAUAUGCUCCGCAACCACCACCAUCACAACCAAUUGCACCUUUACAACAACAGCAGCAACAAUACCCUCCAAGACCUCAAAUAGGAGGCUCUUAUCCAUCUGUUACCCACAGUGCUCCUACGACGGCUUCAAUAGUUAUUCCAUCUAUUCCGUACUCUCAUCAACAUCAUUUUCCGAACGGCAGUGUUGAAGCAACAGUAAUUAGCCAGAAGCGACGACGCAAGAUCAUGGCUAGGGAAUUGAUUAAUGCUACUCCACGGCGGUUGAUUAUGGCACUUCGUAGUGGUCUGGAAACCGAAGCAAUCUGGGCAAUCAACGCUUUGAAUGUGCUUUUGUACGAUGAUACCAAUCCACAUCCUUGCCUUACCCAAAUGCCUGGUCUUUUAAAUGUGAUCAUCGAGCACUUCUGGGCGACUUUGUCCGUCCUUUAUCCUGAAACAUUCCCGCUAGAUGAGCCAUCUGUUCUUCACGUUCCGGAAUACAAGUAUGAUGUGAUACGUUUGCCUUUUUUGACGAACGGCAACGCUCACGAAGAAGUGAAACAGCCUGUAUCAACAAGAAAUCCUGAGAAGAAAAAGAAUUAUAACAAAUGCUCACGAACGGGACGAAAAAUAAAAGUGCUGGAGAUGGAGAUGCCGGAGCAAUUGAAAAGAAAAUUGAUGUUGGAAGAAGGCCCAAGUACACUGCCCGUUGAUGAUACGCUUACUUCUGCUUACGUUGAAGAAAAAGUAAAGCUGGGUCUUGGUGGUGGAUUAGCAGAACGUGUGGCAUUUCGACUUCAAGCGGAAUGGCGGGCGUCUGGAGCAGAGAACCAAGCGGGAUGUUGUAAAUGUGCUGGGGACCGUGAGGCCUGUAACAAUGUGUUGGAGGAAAACAGUCCGCCAAAGAUUAAGCAAGAGAUGAAUGAUGACGGUGAAAAGGUACCCGAGAUCCUCUUACUACGUCGAGAUCGUUCGAACGAUACAUCUGGUGAAUCAAACGUGUACGAAAUACGUUGGCCGCGUUCAACAGCGCUGGCUUGUCACGAUGGGACACUGCAACGAUUUGCUCAACGUGCACUGGCUUUGUCGAACAUCCUGCGUGGUUUCUCGUUUUUACCUGGUUGUGAGCAGUUAUUAUGUGGUCACAAUGGUUUGCUGUUCCUUCUUGGACGAUUCCUUCAACUUAUGGUCACCGAAGUUCCUGUGCAACGAGCAAAACCUGCCUUGAAAAUAGAAGAGGAUGCGCCUUUACCGGAGCCAGAAUCGUACGAUGCAUUGAAGAAGCGUGCGCUGUCUUUGCUUGAUUCUGACGAUGCUAGAGAGGUUUUGUUAGUCGAAACAGCCAAUCAACUGCGUGACGACGCAUUUGUUAUGUUGUCUCAUAUGAGUGUUGCGCUGGAUCUAUAUGACGUUCCCGAUCGGUUAUCCUAUCCAAUUUAUGACGGGAUGCUCCACUGGUGUUCCACUAGCGUUCCUGAAGCGACAGAUCCAAUACCUCCGGCGGCAGUAUCUCCUCGAAAUUACUCUUUGGAAAUAAUGUGCAAAAUGUCGGUCAUGGAGCGCAAUGUGGAUAUGCUAGUAUCCACUGGAUCCUGGCAGCGGAUAGAGAAAAUCGUUCAUAUGUUAGCAAAGAUGUUAAGUAUGAGCGAAGAAACGCACAAUCGAGAAUUUGCCAUAGUCAUUCUGAAUGCUCUGUGCAACGCGUCGGAGGCAGUUUGUUAUGUUGCUGCGGUACAGUCGCCAGCAAUUGCUAACUUGGUAUCGUUUAUUGAGGCAUCUGAUCAGAACAUGCAUCAAGUUAUGCAAACGCAUGGAAUGCCUGCGUUGCGCGACAAUCCGGAGAUGAUGGGCACGUCUGUAGGCAUGUUGCGACGAGCUGCUGCAAUGCUACGCCUUCUUGUCAGAGUCCCUAAUGCGUACCAUGUUUUCGCGAAAUUUCAGCAACGGUUACUUCAGUUCACAAUGAGUCAAUUGAUGGAUUCCCGAGUUGCUGGUAUGAUUGCGGAUGCCCUGUUCGAAAUUCAGUUGUUGCCCGCUAAAGAGGAAGCAGUGGAUGUAGACACAAAUGACGACAACUGUAAACAUAAUGGAGAACCAUCUGAAGUUGUCAAAUGCGAGAAUACACCUGACGACUCGGCUUCUUCUGCUUCAACCGACAUUGCUUCAGAGAAUGUUAUUGCUGACGAUAGUUCACCUGUAGCCAUUAACGGCGACUCCACUGCUUUAACAACGAAAAAAGCCGCAUUCAAGCGUUCAGGAACUCAUGACGAUUGUAUCACUAAGACGCCACCAUCAAAACGUGCCUGUGUCGAGAACGGGUAUGAUAGGAAAAAUGGGAAGCUGGACAGCAGCCCACUGAAGCUGAAAGAAACACGGGCAGAGAACGGAUCGAUGACCGCUGUUGCUUGA
Molecule: messenger RNA, 5490 nt
Organism: Angiostrongylus costaricensis
Lineage: Eukaryota; Metazoa; Nematoda; Chromadorea; Rhabditida; Metastrongylidae
Source: the annotation of a GenBank genome assembly